Messenger RNA from Rana temporaria (common frog), 1219 nucleotides. RefSeq names its product C-type lectin domain family 2 member B-like. The record is from RefSeq and is a predicted model, not a curated record. The transcript is spliced from 6 exons. The coding region runs from base 201 to 809 and encodes 202 amino acids. Lineage: Eukaryota; Metazoa; Chordata; Amphibia; Anura; Ranidae.
UUACUAUCGGUUGUUGAUGUUUUCGUAGUCAAAAUAACUUCUGCAGCUUCUCCCACACCCCAUGUGACUCGUGCGUCAUUCCUUCUCUCUCUAUAUGUAGGGCGGAUCACUAUGACUCAGGAUCACAGAGCGAGGAGACUGCAGAGGAGGAAGAACAUAGAAAACCCAACAGAGAAAUAAAAGACAUUUUCAUCUGUACAAUGAGAGAAAUUACGAUGGAAGAAGAACAUCUCAGAUUUGUCAUUACUCGGGAAACGGCCAAACCCAAACCAGAAAUUCUGCAGGAUUUAUCAAGAUAUGGUACCAAGAAACACAUCAGCGAGAGUCUCCUAUAUAUAAUAUUGGCAUUUGCUUUGAUCAACAUUGUAAUUAUUGCUGCGAUGUGGACGGUUUAUUCUGCCAGAGGGAAGUGCGGCGCCUGCCCAGAGGUCUUCCUUGAAGCUCCGUGUGAAGAUGACUGGAUCUGGUACAGAAAGAAAUGUUAUUAUUUCUCCAAGCAAUAUAAUGAGUGGCAAAAGAGCCAGGACUUCUGUGUCUCCCACAAUGCAUCACUCGCCCUUAUCGAUUCCCAGGAAGAGCUGGAGUUUCUUCAACGAUUCAAAGGCUCAUCAGAUCACUGGAUUGGUCUGAAGAGAGAAGAUAAUGGGGGGCUCUGGAUGUGGACAAAUGGAUCAGUAUUUAAUGAAACGUUCCACAUCGAUGGGGUGUCCCCAUGCGUGUUCCUCAAUCGGGAGCGGGUCUCCAGUGCCGCCUGUUACUCCGAUCGAUACUGGAUUUGUAACAAGCCAGACCGGAAAAAUGAAAGAUGACGAUUGGCUGGAGGCUUGGCGCAACUCAAAGAACAACUGGCUAAAGGGGCAACCUUCUUCUCGAGCUUCUGGAUAUCUGGUGAUCGGCUAUGAAGACUUCUUUCAGGAAUAUAUCUGAUGAUCGUGUUUGAAGACUUCUUUCAGGAACAUAUCUGGUGGUCCAGUAAGAAGACUUCAUUCAGGAACAUAGCUGGUGAUCGAGUAUGAAGUCUUCUUUCGGGAACAUAUUUGGUGGUCCAGUAUGAAGACUUCUUUCAGGAACAUAUCUGGUGAUCGAGUAUGAAGACUUAUUUCGGGAACAUAUCUGGUGAUCGAGUAUGAAGACUUCUUUCGGGAACAUAUCUGGUGAUCGAGUAUGAAGACUUCUUUCAGGAACAUAUCUGGUGAUCGAGUAUGAAGACUUCUUUCAG